This is a messenger RNA of Punica granatum (pomegranate), 624 nucleotides long. NCBI's taxonomy places the organism in Eukaryota, Viridiplantae, Streptophyta, Magnoliopsida, Myrtales, Lythraceae. The record is from RefSeq and is a predicted model, not a curated record.
AUGGAGGACUCGAGUCAGCACGUUGUCUUCAAGGCUUACAUCCACUGCAAGGGAUGCGCCAGAGACGCCUCUCGAUGCCUCAAAGGAUUCGAUGGGGUAGAAGGUGUCGCGAUUGAUGCUGCAAAUGAUAUAAUCGUAGUGAAGGGGGAGAGCGUCGACCCGACUAAGGUUUUGAAUAGGCUGAGGAAAAAAUUCAGAACCGUGAAGCUAAUCAGCCCCAUACCGCAGCCCAUUCAGCCUGAGAAGGAUCCGCCAAAGAAAGAGGAGGUAAAAAAUGUGGAGACGGAUUGGUUUUGCAUCGAAAUCAGCCGGUUCUCGGUUGAGUUAGCUGGCUCAACUGGUGUUCUCAGAGUAGGGCCGGGCCCGGAGCAUGGAACCGUUGCGAUCAUGGGGAUGAUUGAGGAUUCACAGCUACUAAAGCAUGCGAGGAAACAUGUACACAAACAAGCUCAGAUUGUGAUGCCGGAAGAACCGCCCGCGCCGGCCGCAAAUGAGGCCGAGACCUCUCCGGAGGAGGAGGAGCAAGUUGUCGCAAGUUAUUUUCCUCAGAAUUCGAUCAAUCACACGUGUGCCUGUUGUGAGAUGUUCAACGACGAAAACAUCAAUUCUUGUUGCGUGAUGUGA